UCUUCUGUGCAGCAAAACCUGUUUCUCGGUCCUACCUGUUCCUCAUUCCAGUGGUGCCCUCACCGUCUUCACUCCCUGGCGCUGGCAUCUUUAGUGUCUACAGUCUCUGGUCAUCUCCUGUACUGUGUAUGGAGUCUCUGGUCAUCUCCUGUACUGUGUAUGGAGUCUCUGGUCAUCUCCUGUACUGUGUCUGGAGUCUCUGAUCAUCUACUGUACUGUGUCCGCAGUCUCUGGUCAUCUCCUGUACUAUGUCCGCAGUCUCUGGUCAUCUCCUGUACUGUGUCCGCAGUCUCUGGUCAUCUCAUGUACUGUGUCCGCAGUCUCUGGUCAUCUCCUGUACUAUGUACGCAAUCUCUGGUCAUCUCCUGUACUGUGUCUGCAGUCUCUGGUCAUCUCCUCUACUAUUCCCACAGUCUCUGGUCAUCUCAUGUACUGUGUCCGCAGUCUCUGGCCAUCUCAUGUACUGUGUCCGCAGUCUCUGGUCAUCUCCUGUACUGUGUCUGCAGUCUCUGUUCAUCUCCUGUACUAUGUACGCAGUCUCUGGUCAUCUCCUGUACUAUGUCCGCAGUCUCUGGUCAUCUCCUGUACUAUGUCCGCAGUCUCUGGUCAUCUCAUGAACUGUUUCCGUAGUCUCUGGUCAUCUCCUGUACUGUGUCUGGAGUCUCUGGUCAUCUCCUG
Molecule: messenger RNA, 678 nt
Organism: Staurois parvus
Lineage: Eukaryota; Metazoa; Chordata; Amphibia; Anura; Ranidae
Source: the annotation of a GenBank genome assembly